CUCCACCUGUAUUUGGAUUGAGAAAGAAGGUUGGGAAAUUUGGUAGCUAGUGAGACUCUCAGUUUUUCCCUGCCUGGAAGAGGUAACCCAUGUCAAGAGGUAACCAUCACCACAUGAGUGGAAUGGAACGUUCUCUGGGCUGUGUAUGUUCUAAGGUAACUCCGUUUCUCAUUGCAGAAAAACGCCUGUCUAGGGGCAUCUCCCACGCCAGCUCCAGCAUUGUUUCCCUGGCCCGGUCCCAUGUCUCCUCCAAUGGUGGGGGUGGGGGGAGCAGUGAGCACCCCCUGGAAAUGCCCAUCUGUGCCUUCCAGCUUCCAGAUCUCACUGUGUACAACGAAGACUUCCGCAGCUUCAUAGAGAGAGACCUUAUUGAGCAGUCCAUGCUGGUUGCCUUGGAACAGGCAGGGCGUUUGAACUGGUGGGUGAGUGUGGACCCUACCUGCCAGAGGCUGCUUCCUUUGGCAACUACUGGGGAUGGAAACUGCCUCCUGCAUGCAGCCUCUCUGGGCAUGUGGGGUUUCCAUGAUCGGGACUUGAUGCUGCGGAAAGCUUUGUAUGCGCUGAUGGAGAAAGGAGCCGAGAAGGAGGCAUUAAAACGGCGCUGGAGGUGGCAGCAAACACAGCAGAAUAAAGAGUCAGGCCUGCUGUACACAGAGGAUGAAUGGCAGAAGGAAUGGAAUGAGCUGAUCAAGCUUGCCUCGAGUGAACCCCGCAUGCAUCUAGGUUCCAAUGGAGCCAACUGUGGUGGGUAAGUAUGGCUAACAUGGUUGGGGGUAGGAAGGAAUCUUUACCGAGUCCUCAGUGUCCAAAGAACUUCUUGCUCAGAGGACGUUAGAAGGGAAGAGAGGGGCUGUGCAAGGGCACAGAAGGGUAUAACAGCAUGGUAUGUUCUAGGAACUACAAGUAACUGGGCAUUGCCAGAAUACAGAGUACAUGGUAUAGAGUGCUAGAUGAGGCUGGAUAACCAGAGUUUUGUGUGCCAUGCUGAGGUUUCUGUUGUACCAUGCUGAGGAAUUAAAAUCAUAUCCAAUCAGACUUUGAGAAAUUAUAGGACAUGACUCAGUUUUCUCAAUAAAUAUAUUGCAAGGAAAAUAAAAAGGGAGAGGGAACCUAAGUUUAAAGACACUUAGACAAAUCAACCAGUGGGAAUGUAUGGACAUUUAUAAGACAGCUGGGGAAACGUAAACAAUGUCUACGUGUUUAAUUAUUGUUAAUUUUUUUAAAAGUGUGAUAUUAAUGGUUGUGUGGUUGUUUUUAAAAGGAGUCCUUUAUUCUUUUAGAGAUAGAAACUGAAAAAUUUAUGGAUGAAA
Messenger RNA from Leptonychotes weddellii (Weddell seal), 1310 nucleotides. Lineage: Eukaryota; Metazoa; Chordata; Mammalia; Carnivora; Phocidae. The record is from RefSeq and is a predicted model, not a curated record.